CACACAGACCUUCCUUCUGUGAGCAUUGCCGAGGCAGCUCCGGUCCCUCAUGUCUCUUUGCGAGGAGCAUCAACAUACUUCCCACGGCAUCACUGGAGACGAUCCAGACCAACGCGUUGGGGAACUCCACGCAACUCCACAAACGGACUUGUGCCGGAGUAGAAAUGGGCAAAAGUGUCAAUUUUGAUGGCGGAACUUCUAAGUGGGACUGAAAUGAGAGGUCACUUCUGAGUGGAGCGACACCCGAAUGGACCGGACUUCUUGAGGAAAGCUGUCAGCAGGAGGAAGAGUCGAGUGGCUUGCCAUGGCCGGGAAGUAAAUAAAUCUGGACUUGAAGUGAGGCUUUUGAGGACGGGAGUCAUGUUCACGGGGGACAGCGUGGUCAGUGGCCACCUCCUGACUGGGGGUGCGUUCAAGCCCCAUCAGGGACUGGAAGUAAAUGCGUCACUUCAAAUGGAGAAUGGACAACACUUUGGGACUUUUCCUCCAUACCAGGGUCAGAACGUCACGAAUGCCAGCUUGCCCAACGUGGAGAACAACGAUAUUACAACCGCAUUUAAACCGACACCUCAACCGGGGCCUCCCGCUGCACUCAAACUAGGGCAGGAAGGCUUUAAGAAAGUCUGCAGGACCGAGGAGCACGGCCCCAGUCCCUUCCCCGGACUGGCCUCGGGGGUACUGGAGAUGCGCGUUAAAGAAGGGAGUAAGAUCCGCAACUUGAUGGGCUUCGCAAUGGCGCGGAUGCAAGGCGACCAAGGACUCUGUGGUGCCAGAGAAGGCGGACUCAGACAGGUGGUCUUCACCGGCUCGGGCCGCGCCGUCACCAAGACCAUCACGUGUGCCGAGAUCAUGAAGCGGAAAGUGGGCUCGCUGCACCAGCUGACCAAACUGCAGUAUAAGGUGGUCAAGGAGGUGUGGGAGAACACUGAGGGGGGCACGUCAGAGAUGACCGUGCACAGAACCGUGCCCUCCAUCAGCAUCCUGCUAUCUAAAGACCCACUGGACCCUCAGGAGCCGGGCUACCAACCCCCAGAGACUCUCGGCGCACUGUGGGAGGACAGUGUCGAGCGCGCCACGGCGUCGGCAAUCAAGAGACCCCCGGACACUUUGCCGUUCAGAGGUUUACAGCACUGUAAGCGUGUGUGCUCGGGCGAAGGGGUCUCCGUGACCCCCCUCUUGCACUGACUGGAUGUCAGAGUCCACUUGAGCACAACUCUGAGACAAUCAGAAGAGCCACUGAGACGGAGCAGCGCAUUGGGACGAGACCUAACUACCAAUUGCAGCCUAACUGGGAGGUUCUGAGCUUGCCUUCUGUACAGACAGACAUCAUAAUUGUGUCAAUUAUGUACCCGCUGUGAAACCUUAAACCUGAUGACGAUACUUUUAAGACUGAAAAUAAGCCAUGAACUGCAAAGACAUUUUUUCUUGUUUGUUUCAAGCAAAGGUUACGAAAAAAAUUAACUGCUGAAAACUGCUGAUGACAAAUGAAAAUCUUGACAUUGACCAUUUUUUUUGUAUUACAUGUUUUCUUUCCGCUAUGAUUUUUUUUGGGCUGUGUUGAAUGUCAAACUUGCCAGAAGAUAUUUAUUAAAAAUGGUGAAAUUGCCUAUUUAUUUAAUAAUGCAUUUAAUCAACUAAUCCACCCUAAAAAAACUUUUGUGUUAAAGUUUCAUUUUAGACUCCUGGCUGAACCUAGUUACCGACUACUAUUUAUCCACCAGAUGGCGCUACAUUUCCUCAUUUAAAGCAUGCAGCAAAAUGUGACACAUCAUAAUGUGUGUGUGUGUGUGAGUGUGUGUGUGUGUCUGCCUGCCUCUCUGUUGACAAAUGCAAAUCACACCAUUGUCCAUUUUUAAUUUGUCCCACUAUUAAACACAAUUUCCGCCCUUUA
This is a messenger RNA of Syngnathus typhle (broad-nosed pipefish), 1891 nucleotides long. RefSeq lists its product as uncharacterized. Bases 361 to 1185 code for a protein of 274 amino acids. The transcript is spliced from 2 exons. The record is from RefSeq and is a predicted model, not a curated record. Gene Ontology annotation, biological process: tRNA 5'-leader removal. Gene Ontology annotation, molecular function: RNA binding. Gene Ontology annotation, cellular component: ribonuclease MRP complex. NCBI's taxonomy places the organism in Eukaryota, Metazoa, Chordata, Actinopteri, Syngnathiformes, Syngnathidae.